Molecule: messenger RNA, 309 nt
Organism: Neomonachus schauinslandi (Hawaiian monk seal)
Lineage: Eukaryota; Metazoa; Chordata; Mammalia; Carnivora; Phocidae
Product: 10 kDa heat shock protein, mitochondrial-like
Exons: 1
Coding region: 1-309 (102 amino acids)
Cellular component (GO): mitochondrial matrix
Molecular function (GO): ATP binding; metal ion binding; protein-folding chaperone binding
Source: RefSeq, a predicted model, not a curated record
AUGGCAGGACAGAUGUUUAGAAAGUUUCUUCCCCUCUUUGGCCAACUUUUAGUGGAAAGGAGAGCUGCCAAAACUGUAACCAGAGGAGGCAUUAUGCUUCCAGAAAAAUCUCAAGGAACUGUAUUGCAAGCAACAGUAGUAGCUGUUAGAUUGGGCUCUAAAGGAAAGGGUAGAGAAAUUCAACCAGUUAGUAGGAAAGUUCAAGAUCAAGUUCUUCUCUCAGAAUAUGGAAGCACCAAAGUAGUUCUAGAUGAUAAGGAUUAUUUCUUAUUUAGAGAUGGUGACAUUCUCGUAAAGUAUGUAGACUGA